CAUUUGACUAUUGAAGCAAAUUCUAGAGAGAGAAUGGCGAUUGCAGAGGUUGAUGCGGUGGAUUUUGAACCGGAGGAUGAUGAUCUUAUGGAUGAAGAUGCUACAGUCGAUAUUGAUGCUGAUUCUCCUAGGGCUUCACUUCCAAAGCUUAAAUCUGCCAUUACAGGUGGUUCUUCUUACUCAAACUCUGCUCCUAAGAAGACUAAAGGCCGUGGAUUCCGUGAAGAAGCUGACGCUGAUCGCAAUGGAAGGAUGUCUGGUCGUUUUGAUUCCAUCGACUCUGAUGGCGGUCCUGGUCCAGAAAGAUCUAUUGAAGGAUGGAUAAUAUUAGUGACUGGUAUUCAUGAAGAGGCACAAGAGGAUGAUCUUCAAAAUGCUUUCGGUGAAUUUGGUCAAAUGAAGAAUCUGCAUUUGAAUCUUGAUCGACGUACUGGUUUUGUCAAGGGAUAUGCACUAAUUGAGUAUGAAAACCGCGAAGAAGCUCAAGCAGCUAUAAAUGAAAUGAAUGGGAAAGAACUCUUGACUCAUGUGAUUAAUGUUGAUUGGGCGUUUAGCAGGGGUCCAUUUACGAGAAGAAAUACGAGAAGAAGGUCACCUCGUAGGAAUCGUUCAAGGAGUCCAAGAAACAGAUUCUGAAAUUUCCAUGGAUUUUCGGUAUGAUUUAUUGCUUUGAUUUUGCCAGGAGUGAAGUAUUUUGGUUGAUUUAAGAGUCGUUUGUUCUGAAUUCUCUCCUUUUUUUUUGUUUAUGUAUAUUUGCUGAAGAUCUAAUUGUGCACUGAUUUUAUUACAACGAUGAGUAGUUGUUGUGGCCUUGUAAUGAUAAUAUUUUCCUGUUUUAAAACCUGC
Molecule: messenger RNA, 846 nt
Organism: Impatiens glandulifera
Lineage: Eukaryota; Viridiplantae; Streptophyta; Magnoliopsida; Ericales; Balsaminaceae
Product: RNA-binding protein Y14A-like
Exons: 4
Coding region: 34-636 (200 amino acids)
Biological process (GO): RNA splicing
Cellular component (GO): exon-exon junction complex; nucleus; cytoplasm
Molecular function (GO): mRNA binding
Source: RefSeq, a predicted model, not a curated record